AUGUCCACCACCAUGGCGUCCUCGGUGACGCCCUUCUCCAUCGCGGACAUCCUCAUGAAGCGGCAGGAGACGGCGGCGGCCGCGGCCGCGGUGGCCUCGGCCGCGCACCAGCGCCGGAAGUCCUGCUGCUCCUCCGACAACGACGUGCACCUGAUUCGGCGGUCGCCGCUGUCCUCCCCGGGGUCGCCGCCGAACUCGGAGGCCGACGGCGACGUGGACAUCGACGGCGACGGCGACGACGUGGACCUGCUGGACAUGCCGCUGCGCGGCGACUCGCCCUUCGCGUUCCUGGGCGCCAGGGCCGGCGGCGCGCUCCGCAAGAAGCGUUCGCGCGCCGCCUUCUCCCACGCCCAGGUCUUCGAGCUGGAGCGGCGCUUCCACCAGCAGCGGUACCUGUCCGGCCCCGAGCGCGCCGACCUCGCCCACGCCCUCAAGCUCACCGAGACUCAGGUCAAAAUAUGGUUCCAAAACCGGCGCUACAAGACGAAGCGGAAACAGCUGCAGCUGCAGGAGCAGGUGGGGCCCUCCGGCGGCGGCGGCAGCAGCGGCAGCAGCAGCGGCAGCUCCUCUGCCAAGCGCGUGGCCGUGAAGGUGCUCGUCCGCAACGACCAGCCCUCGCUCGGGGCGCUGGGCGCGCUGGGCGCGCUGGCCGGCGCCGAGCACAAGCCGCUCAUGUACCCGCCGCACGGCCUGCCCGCCGGCCUCCCCUUCCCCUACUACUACUACCCCCUGCUGUUGUUACCAAUAAAUGAAUCAAGAGUUGUUGACGCGCUGUGCUUCAAUAUUCCCUCCGCCGCAUUCUGA
Molecule: messenger RNA, 804 nt
Organism: Thrips palmi
Lineage: Eukaryota; Metazoa; Arthropoda; Insecta; Thysanoptera; Thripidae
Product: homeobox protein zampogna-like
Exons: 5
Coding region: 1-804 (267 amino acids)
Biological process (GO): cell differentiation; regulation of transcription by RNA polymerase II
Cellular component (GO): nucleus
Molecular function (GO): DNA-binding transcription factor activity, RNA polymerase II-specific; RNA polymerase II cis-regulatory region sequence-specific DNA binding
Source: RefSeq, a predicted model, not a curated record